AUGGCAAAAGAACAUGACAUUUUGCUUAAAGCACUCAAUGAUGAACAAAUUCAUGUAUAUCAGGAUAUCAUGACAGCAGUUGUUUCAAACAACGGAGGAUUCUUCUUUUUAUAUGGCUAUGGUGGUACAAGUAAAACUUUUAUGUGGAAGACAUUGUCAGCUGCUCUAAGAAGUAAGGGCAUGAUUGUUUUGAACGUAACAUCAAGUGGAAUUGCUUCUUUACUACUUCCUGGUGGAAAAACAGCACACUCUACCUUCUGCAUCCCACUAUUAAUUAAUGAUGAAUCAACGUGCAACAUAGCUCAAGGUAGUCUCCAUGCUAAACUUCUCAUGGCAACCAAUUUAAUUAUCUGGGAUGAAGCACCAAUGAUGAAUAGAAUGUGCUUUGAGGUAUUUGAUAGAACACUAAGAGAUAUUAUGCGAAAUGUUGAUGAUGCCAAUAAUGACAAACCAUUUGGUGGCAAAGCAGUUGUCUUGGGAGGUGACUUUAGACAAAUUCUACCCGUUAUCAAGAAAGGAUUUAGGUUUGAUAUCAUCAAAUCAGCAAUCAACUAUUCAGAGUUAUGGAAUUGUUGUAAAGUGCUCAAACUGUCCAAGAACAUGAGAUUAAGUACUACAACAAACAAUCAAACAGCCAAUGAUAUCAAAGAAUUUGCUGAUUGGAUAUUGAAAAUUGGAGAUGGACAAAUGGAUGUAAAUGAAAAUGGUGAGUGCAUGGUUGAAAUUCCAAAAGAGCUGCUGAUUAUAAAUACAGAUCUACCUUUAUUGUCAUUGGUUGAAUUUGUCUAUCCUCAAUUUGUGGUUAACAUGAUGAAGCCUAAUUAUUUUGAUGAUGGAGCAAUCUUGUGCCCAACUAAUGAUUCUGUAGAGCAAGUCAAUGAUUUCAUGUUGUCUUUAUUAGGUGGUGAAGAGGUCACUUAUUUAACUUCAGAUACACCUUGCCAAUCUGAUGAACAAGAUGAAGUUCAAUCUGAAUGGUUUACAUCUGAAUUUUUAAAUGAUAUCAAAUGUUCAGGGAUACCAAAUCAUAAACUCAAGCUCAAAACAGGUGUGCCAAUUAUGCUCUUGAGAAAUAUUGAUCAAGCAAAAGGUCUUUCCAAUGGCACAAGAUUGCAAGUCAACCAUUUGGGUAAAAAUGUAAUCUCUGCAACUGUAAUUACUGGAAAAAACAUUGGUGAUAGAAUUUUUAUUCCAAGAAUGGAUUUAGUGCCAUCUGAUUCAGGAUUGUCUUUCAAAUUUCAAAGAAGACAGUUCCCAAUUUCCUUAUGCUUUGCAAUGACGAUUAACAAAAGUCAAGGACAAACACUUUCUAGAGUGGGACUUUAUCUUCCACAACCUGUAUUCACACAUGGCCAACUAUAUGUUGCUAUUUCUAGAGUCAAAACCAAGAGAGGAUUGAAAAUACUUAUAUUGGAUGAAAAUGGAAAUAUCACAAACACGACUAAAAAUGUUGUGUACAAAGAAAUUUUUGAAACUCUUUGA
Vigna unguiculata (cowpea) is the source of this 1482-nucleotide messenger RNA. Lineage: Eukaryota; Viridiplantae; Streptophyta; Magnoliopsida; Fabales; Fabaceae. The record is from RefSeq and is a predicted model, not a curated record.